Molecule: messenger RNA, 438 nt
Organism: Wasmannia auropunctata (little fire ant)
Lineage: Eukaryota; Metazoa; Arthropoda; Insecta; Hymenoptera; Formicidae
Exons: 2
Coding region: 68-397 (109 amino acids)
Source: RefSeq, a predicted model, not a curated record
CAAAAGACGGAACGCUUGCCGUUUCUUGGCGAAAGAGUGCACGCGAGCAACGCAAUUGUCUCUAUAGAUGCGCGACUUUGAUCGGAGUUUCGAUCAACUUGAUCGACGGUCAGCACAAUUGAUAGAAUUCUGCCAGACAGCAACAUGCAGCUUCUGCCCGCGCGAAAGAUUAAUAAUCCCAUCCGCGUUAGCGAAAUAUCCGCGAGCGUUAUGCGAUAAGUCAAUCGUCGUUCGUGCUGAUCGAAAUUCGGAGAAUCAAUCCGGGAUCGUUGCCGAAAAGGAUCUCUCGUCUCAGCGCGGCCACUCGAAUUACGGCGAAUUGAGAGCGAAAUGUGAAAGUCGAAGGGAAAAUUUUCAGGGAAAGGCACGGCGAUGGCGGUGCGAGCCGAGUCGUUGAGCGACGAUGACGCCCGCGAAGCCGAAUCUUGUGAUACAACC